AUGAUUUUGGAAUUGAUGGUAAGUGAAAUUGGAUUCCAUUUGUCAGGAGAAAAAUGUUUCAUUUGGUAUGGACCGCAUCCAACGUUGAUCAUAACAGAUCCAAAAAUGAUCAAAGGUAUCACAUUCAAGCAUACUAUUUUCCGAAGGCCACCGUUGAGUCCAUUGGAUAGAUUUCUUAUAGUUGGGCUAUUCUCUAAAGAUGGUGAUGAAUGGGCUAAACGUAGAAAGAUAAUCAACCCAACUUUUAACCACGAGAAACUAAAGAACAUGGUACCCUCCAUGUUUAUUAGCUGCCGGGAAUUGGUAAAGAAAUGGGAUAAGUUGAUCCAAGGAAAAAAAUCUAUCGAAAUAGAUGUUUGGCCUGAUUUUGCAAACUUGACGGCCGACGUAAUUUCCAGAACGGCAUUUGGAAGUAGCUUUGAAGAAGGCAGGCAAAUUUUCGAACUCCAAAAAGAGCUAUUCUCUUUAAUAUACCAGUCCAAGCAAACUAUCUACAUCAACGGAUCAAGGUUUUUUCCAACUAAAAGGAACAGAAGAUUGAAACAAGUAUUUUGUGAGGCAGACGCAAUCAUGAGGGAUCUCAUCAAAAAAAGAGAGGAAAGAAUGCUGAAAGACGAGGUAAACAGCGAAGACUUAUUAGGUUUACUUUUGGAAUCCAAUCAAAAUGAGAUGAAGAAAAAUGGUAAUAAUAAAAGUUUUGGACUUACCACUGAUGAUGUGAUCGAAGAAUUCAAAUUGCUCUACCUUGCUGGACAAGAAACAACCUCCAAUUUGCUUGUUUGGACAAUGGUAAUGCUGGGAAUUCAUCGAGACUGGCAAGAAAAAGCUCGAGAAGAGGUUUUCCAAGUAUUUGGUAGCAACAAUGAACUCCAUGAACUCGAAGCCGAAGGAUUGAAUCGCCUCAAAAUUUUGACUAUGAUUUUGAAUGAAGUGUUGAGAAUUUUCCCACCAGCCAUAAACAUUCGGCGGUCAACUCAAGAAACGACGAAAAUAGGUGACAUAAUUGUGCCUUCUGGGGCGGGCGUUUUGAUUAAUUUACCACUUGUUCAUCAUCAUCCAGAAUUAUGGGUUGACGAUGUGAAGGAAUUCAAUCCAGAGAGGUUUUCUCAAGGAAUUGGAAACGCUACGAAGAAACCCAACUCGUAUUUCCCGUUUAGUAUGGGACCGCGGAUUUGCAUCGGCCAGAAUUUCGCGUUGAACGAAGUGAAAAUCGCCUUCGUUUUGAUCCUUCGGAAUUUCUCUUUUGAGGUCUCUCCAUCUUAUGAGCAUGCACCUUUUCCUAGGUUCACUAUUCAACCUCGCUUUGGAGCUAAGAUGAUUUUACGCAAACUUAUAAAGUAG
Oldenlandia corymbosa var. corymbosa is the source of this 1341-nucleotide messenger RNA. The record is from the annotation of a GenBank genome assembly. Lineage: Eukaryota; Viridiplantae; Streptophyta; Magnoliopsida; Gentianales; Rubiaceae.